Molecule: messenger RNA, 819 nt
Organism: Strongyloides ratti
Lineage: Eukaryota; Metazoa; Nematoda; Chromadorea; Rhabditida; Strongyloididae
Product: NICE-3 predicted family-containing protein
Exons: 6
Coding region: 1-819 (272 amino acids)
Source: RefSeq, a predicted model, not a curated record
AUGAUUUUGGAUGGCUAUAGUAUAAUAUUUUUCUUUACCAUUAUAAUUAUUAUAAUAAUUAGCUUUUUCUUGAUAGCCAUUCGCCAAUCAACAAGAGCGGGAAAUAGUAUUUUGAGAAAACAAAUCGAUACAAGAAUUGGAAUUGGUUGUACAAAGAAUAUUAGAGAAUCUAUUAAAAAGAAAAUUUCUGAUGUUCAAUAUUUUAGAAAUAUUUAUAAUCCAAAAUUUACAGAUUGUACAGUUAUUGCAGAUCAUGCAAAUAAACCUUAUGUAUAUAGGUUAAUUGCUUUUGAUGAAAUUUUUCAUGACAUAGAUCGCCAGUUAUAUUGUAUAAAUCCAGAGUUAAUUCGCCUUGACUCUGAAUCAACAUUAUCCUUCCUUAAAAGAUUACAAAAGGCAGCAACAUCAGUCCUUGAAACAGAGUUAAUAGAAAAAAUUAGUGUUAUGCAUGAAUGGUGUAGACAUUGGACAUAUCCUAAUUUUGGAGAGGAACAAUUGCAGGAGUUACGUUGUUUGUUAAAAGCAUUUGUCAAAUGGUUAAAUGAAAAUCAAAAAGAAUUGUCAGAGAUUCGUUUUUUAUCUGGAUCUCUAGAUUCCCGACAAUCACAUUAUAAUAUUUUCAAGAAAUUUAUUAAAAAAAAAGGAAAUAAUGAUGGUAAAAGUACAGGAGUUUCAUUACAUAAUGAUUUAUUAGAAGCCUUCCGAAAUGAUAAUUCUGAACAGGAAAAUUAUUAUAUUGAUACUACUACAACAGUCCUAAAUAGAAAAGAAACAAGAACAGAAAAUAAGGAAGAAAUGGUUAGGUUGAUAUCUUCUUAG